Molecule: messenger RNA, 5384 nt
Organism: Orussus abietinus
Lineage: Eukaryota; Metazoa; Arthropoda; Insecta; Hymenoptera; Orussidae
Product: probable multidrug resistance-associated protein lethal(2)03659
Exons: 16
Coding region: 347-4372 (1341 amino acids)
Biological process (GO): transmembrane transport
Cellular component (GO): membrane
Molecular function (GO): ABC-type transporter activity; ATP binding; ATP hydrolysis activity
Source: RefSeq, a predicted model, not a curated record
UAAUUGAAAGUGAGUAGAAUCGCUAUAUGGGUCGAGUAAUUUAUGGUCACGUGGCUGGCCUGGGGCAAAUCUGGGGUUAAGUAGUCCGUACGCGAAAGAGUUGAGCGCAGUUGAGUAACGGCCUUCGCGUUAAGUGGAUGUCGGUCUCCUUCUGACAUGCCAAAGAAUUAACUGCCAAUCUUUCGCGCAGCGAUGGGAUCGUGAGGAUUUUUUAACCGAACUUUAUCUUCGUUUUAAUAACUUCGUCGAUCCGAUUGUCCGAAAUAAUCGUGCAGAAGACGGAGCGAGCUCGGUAAUUCGACUCGCGUGAACCAAGGAAACCGCAUGAAGCACAACCCGCAAAACCAUGGACAGCAAGGCAGAACGGGAAAAGGUGAAGAAUCCUCGAGAGGGGGCGAAUCCCCUGAGUGUCUUAACAUUCUCAUGGAUCCUACGCACAUUCUGGCUGGGUUAUCAGAGGGACCUGGAGGUGACCGACUUGUACAGUCCCCUGAAGGAGCACACGAGUAGCAUCCUUGGGGAGAAGAUCUCCUCGGCCUGGCAGGACGAGUGCAAGCGCAUCAGUAAAUAUCAAAAGCAACGUGCCAAGAGAAAAGAUGGCAAGGGCGAGGAUAAGGACGAGAAGGGACCGGAGCCGAGCCUCAUGCGCGUCCUGAUAAAGUGCUUCGGCACUCCGGUCAUGUUCUAUGGAAUUGCCUUGGCCAUAAUGGAGAUAUUACUCAGGGUGAUGCAGCCGCUGUUCCUGGCGCGGCUGCUGCAGUAUUACGAGAAGAAGAACAGCAGCAUCACGAAGGAGGAGGCGUAUCUGUACGCGGGAGGGGUCGUCAUGUGCUCGGCUAUAAACAUUUUCGUCAUCCACCCGUACAUGAUGGCGAUCCUGCACAUGGGGAUGAAGAUCCGAGUCGCCUGCUGCAGUCUCAUCUACAGGAAGGCCUUGAGGCUCUCGAAAACGGCCUUGGGAGAGACCACUGUAGGUCAGGCCGUAAAUCUCCUCUCGAACGACGUCAACCGAUUCGACGUGGCCAUCAUCUUCCUGCACUAUUUAUGGAUCGGCCCCCUGGAGACCAUGAUCGUCAUGUACUUCAUGUACAGGGAAGUCGAGAACUCCGCGAUCAUCGGCGUGGCGUCGUUACUUAUGUUUAUUCCGCUGCAAGGAUUCCUCGGGAAGAGGUCGUCCGUACUUAGACUACGCACUGCCAUUAGGACCGAUGAGAGGGUCCGCUUGACCAACGAGAUCAUCGGAGGCAUCCAGGCUAUCAAGAUGUACACGUGGGAGAAGCCCUUUAGCGCACUCGUCGACUUUGCCAGAAGAAAGGAGGUCAACGUUAUCAGAGCGACGUCCUACAUCAGAGGUGUGAUCAUGUCCUUCAUAAUAUUCACUACGAGACUUUCGCUGUUCAUAACCGUGCUUCAUUACGUCCUCGCAAGUAACUCCAAGGGACGGAUAAAUGCGGAAAUAGUGUUCAUGCUGACUGCGUACUAUAAUAUACUGCGUCAGACCAUGACGGUGUUCUUCCCACAGGGAAUCACUCAAGUGGCUGAGGCUAUCGUAUCGAUCAGGCGAUUGCAGAAAUUCAUGCUGUACGAGGAAGUGGGAAUGGUGGAGAACGCUGCCGAUGAUAAGCAGGACACCGCGGAGAACAGCAAUAGUAAUGAGAAAAAUAAAUCCGAGCCGAGUGAGAACAAUAAGAAGGAGAGCGUGGAGAAGAUCGAGACGAACGACGAGGAUGGAACUAUCCUUAUGGAGAAUUGCUACGCCAAGUGGGUGCUGGACCACGAGGAGGACACCUUGCAGAACAUCAAUAUAAAGGUUAAGCCAGGUGAAUUGGUGGCUGUCGUUGGGCAGGUUGGCUCAGGGAAGACGAGUCUCCUUCACGUUCUUCUGAAGGAGCUGCCUAUUCAGUCUGGGACGUUACAGGUAAAAGGCAAAAUCGCGUAUGCCAGUCAGGAACCCUGGCUCUUUGCUGGCUCCGUAAGGCAGAAUAUACUGUUCGGUCGGAAGAUGGACCAUCGGCGGUACGAGAACGUGGUUAAUGUUUGCCAGUUGAAGAGAGACUUCAGUCUGCUGCCUUUUGGCGAUAAGACUAUCGUCGGCGAACGAGGGAUCAGUCUUUCUGGCGGCCAGCGUGCUAGGGUCAACCUGGCGAGGGCAGUCUACGCAGAUGCGGCGAUCUAUCUCCUGGACGACCCUCUGAGUGCCGUGGACACGCACGUCGGUAAGCACAUGUUCCAGGAGUGCAUCGACAAGUACUUGAAAGGCAAAACCAGGAUCCUGGUGACCCACCAGAUACAACACCUCAGCAACGCCGACAGGAUCAUCGUGUUAAAAGACGGCGUCAUCCAAGCGGAAGGGACGUACUCGGAAUUGGGAGCAAUGGGCGUCGAUUUUGGCCGACUGUUGGAAGUCCAAACGCAAACCGACGAACAGGUCGCUUCGGCUCCGGCAAGCAGGAGCAAUUCUCGACACACCAGUAUCACUUCCUUAUCGUCGUUCAUGACGAACGACACCAAUAAACAGCAGGACGAGCCAGCCGAGGUCGCUGAAAUGCGCAGCGUAGGGACUGUCGGUGGCUGGGUGUACCUGUCCUAUCUAAGAGCUGGUGGAAACUGGGGUAUUGUCAUCGGUAUCUUCCUAUUGUGCGUCUUUGCUCAAAUGGCUGCUAGCGGUGGAGACUUCUUCAUCGCUCGUUGGGUCUCGAUGGAGGAGCAGGAAGACAAAAGCGCGGAAACGGGAUACGUGAGACCGUUGAGCAGCGAGGUCUGCAUCUACAUCUACACCGCCCUGACGGUGCUAACCAUCAUCGUGACCUUGGCCCGCUCGUUCUCCUUCUUCGCGAUGUGCAUGAGAGCCUCGAUGCGCCUCCACAAUCGGAUGUUCCAGUGCAUCUGCCGGGCGACCAUGCGCUUCUUCAACACUAACACCUCGGGCCGGAUCCUGAACCGCUUCUCUAAAGACAUGGGAGCCAUAGACGAGCUCCUGCCCACGGCCUUGAUCGACUGCGUGCAGAUCGGCCUGACUCUUCUGGGCAUCAUCGCCGUGGUAGCCAUCGCGAAUCCCUGGCUGCUGGUGCCCACCGUGUUCGUCGGCAUCAUCUUCUACUAUCUGAGGGUGUUCUACCUCUCCACCAGUAGGAGCGUCAAGCGUCUCGAAGGAGUCACCCGUUCGCCGGUGUUCGCACACCUGAACGCAACUCUCCAGGGCAUGACGACGAUCCGGGCCUUCGACGCCGGGAAGACCCUCACCAAAGAGUUCGACCACCACCAGGACCUCCACUCGUCUUCCUGGUACAUAUUCAUCGCGUCCUCCCGAGCCUUUGGCUUCUGGCUGGACGUCAUCUGCGUCAUCUACAUCGCCUUAGUCACCCUAAGCUUCCUGGUCCUCUACUCGGACGAUAAUAAGCCGGAUGGAGGGAACGUGGGUCUGGCCAUCACCCAGAGUAUCGGUCUCACGGGGAUGUUCCAGUGGGGCAUGCGACAGAGUGCGGAGCUGGAGAAUCAGAUGACCUCCGUGGAGAGGGUCCUGGAGUACACGAACGUGGAGAGCGAGCCACCCCUGGAGAGCACGCCGGAGAAGAAGCCUCCGAAGGAUUGGCCGCAGAGCGGGAAGAUGGAGUUCAAGGAAGUAUUCCUGAGAUACUCCCCGACGGAACCGCCUGUCCUGAAGAACCUGAACUUCGUGAUCCAGCCUCGCGAGAAGAUCGGCAUCGUCGGCAGGACCGGAGCCGGGAAGUCGUCCUUGAUUUCGGCCCUCUUCCGACUGGCCGAUAUCGAGGGCCAGGUCGUGAUCGACGGAGUGGCUGUCGGGGAAAUCGGCCUGCACGACCUCCGCUCGAAGAUCAGCAUCAUCCCGCAGGAGCCGUUCCUCUUCUCUGGGACCUUGCGGAGGAACCUGGACCCCUUUGACUCCUACACGGACGACGUGCUCUGGCGGGCCCUGGAGGAGGUCGAGCUGAAGGAAAUGGGCCUGGAGGCCCACGUUACCGAGGGCGGUACCAAUCUCAGCGUGGGCCAGCGCCAGUUGGUCUGCCUAGCCCGAGCUAUCGUCCAGAACAAUCCCAUCCUGGUCCUGGACGAGGCAACGGCGAACGUCGACCCGCGCACCGACGAGCUCAUCCAGACCGCCAUUCGCCAGAAAUUCGAGAACAACACCGUACUGACGAUCGCCCACAGACUUAACACCGUUAUGGACAGCGACCGCAUCCUGGUGAUGGACGCUGGCACUGUCGUGGAAUUCGACCAUCCUCACUUACUGCUCCAGAAGGAAAAGGGAUACCUACAAGGCAUGGUCAAGCAGACCGGAAGGUCCAUGGCGGAGGCGCUGACUGCGGUCGCUCGCAAGAACUAUCUGGAAAGGACUUCGACGACACUUUAAGAGGGAUAAUCACCGUGCCGCUGUUAUUCACAGUAUUCUAGCGUGCCAGAUCGCGAUAGGCCGCGAGGACAGUCUUAGUCAAAGUCUCUCUUUCUCCCCCGUGUCUCCUAUAUCUUCGUCCUUCUUUUUUACGGACUUGCGGAGAACGCUCCCCUCAGGCCUCCCCGCGAUGUCUUCACGGUGUCCUCCCAUCGCCGUCGCAUUUUUCUAACGCGGUGUAUUUUCUCGGAGACUGACAGAGAUUCUAGAUUAAUCUUUCUAAGUACUUUGUAAAACUCAAGUCGGCGCGAUACAGUAUUAAUGCCGUGUACCCUCCUGGCUCGGUGCAGCGCGCGAGACGGUCGUGCUCUUUUUUUUUUUGUUCCUUUUCCUCCAUGCCGCACGAAUCGCGAGUUUCCGCGUAGAGACCUCCGCUCUUCGGGGUAGGGUUCCUGGCAUGUAACGGCGUGACUUACACCCGCUAUGACUAUACUCGACGGGUUUUAAUACUUAGGAGAAACGUACGUAAGGAUUACGUAUCCACGGAGAGAUCGGCCCGUGACGUCGCGCGUUAAUGCCCCGUCACGGGAUAAAUUGCAUACAAGGUGCCGAUUGUAAUGGCGUACUUACGGUGUCCAUUGUUAACACUUGGUGCUCGUUUGCGAGGGACGUGGAAAUCGUGCCCGAGCAACGUCCCCCCCCUCCCACGAAGGAAAAAAAAAAUAUGAAAAUGUCACAAAAUAAUGGUGCUCAAAUACCCCUCCCCGCAGUGCUGCACGAUAAGUGCGUUUUGUCGCGGUACUGAUAAAUGUAGCGUCCUAGUACUCGCGAUAAGUUAAUGCCGGAUCUCUCUUAUGGGUCCCGCGGUACGCGAUGGAAAGCGUCCCUUGUAUAAUUGGUCUAAUCAAAAAUCCUGUCCGCAAGUGUAACGCGUAAAUGUGGUGCCGUUGCCGUAGUAUAGAAGCGAUCGCCUUAAAUACAAGUGCCUGUAUAUUGAAAGAUUGUACAUGAAAUAUAGAUAGAUGGAAUUGUU